Molecule: messenger RNA, 903 nt
Organism: Nicotiana attenuata
Lineage: Eukaryota; Viridiplantae; Streptophyta; Magnoliopsida; Solanales; Solanaceae
Product: cytochrome P450 87A3-like
Exons: 6
Coding region: 30-758 (242 amino acids)
Biological process (GO): sterol metabolic process
Molecular function (GO): iron ion binding; heme binding; monooxygenase activity
Source: RefSeq, a predicted model, not a curated record
UGCAGAUUCAUAAAAAUGUGCGCGAAACAAUGAGAGAUUUUCUAACAAAGAGGCUCAAUUCAUCAGCAGAAAAACGCGCAGAAGAAGACUUGGUUGAUCAUCUACUCAGGGACAUGGAUUCUCAGAAAUUCUUAACAGAGGAUUACAUAGUACAGAUGAUGUUUGGUUUGUUAUUUGUUACCUCUGAUUCCAUUUCAACUACAUUGGCUUUGUGUUUCAAGUUGCUUGCUGAACAUACUGAUGUCUUGGAGGAAUUAAUAGCUGAGCAUGACUCAAUUUUGAAGAAUAAAGAGAAUUUGGAUGCUCCUCUCACUUGGAAUGACUAUAAAUCCAUGACCUUUACACUUCAGGUAAUUAAUGAAGUCCUGAGGCUAGGAAAUAUUGCACCUGGAUUAUUCCGUCGAGCCCUUAAGGAUAUUCCAGUUAAUGGAUAUACAAUACCAGCAGGUUGGGUAAUUAUGAUUGCAACUGCUGCUCUUCAUUUGAAUUCAGACCAAUUUGAAGAUCCACUUUCAUUCAAUCCAUGGCGUUGGAAGGAAAUCCAGCCAAGUUGUGCAGCGAAGAAUUUCAUGCCAUUUGGAUCUGGAAUGAAGCAAUGUGCUGGUGCAGAAUACAGCAGGGUCUUUCUAGCCACCUUCCUACAUGUCUUGGUCACUAAAUAUAGAUGGACAAUGGUAAAAGGAGGCAAAAUUAUUCGAGCACCAAUUAUAAGGUUCCCGGAUGGAUUUCACUUCAAGAUUUCUCACAAGAACCAAUAAAAAAAAGAUAUCAUUAACAUAUAUUAUGUCGUAUUUAAUUCUUGUCAAAUAAUGCUUAUCAUUCAGUUUACUGCAAAUCCCAUUUGUGAUUCUCUUUUUUGUUUGUUUUAAUCUUAAUUAAGUAAGUUAUGCGAAUAAAAUAUUU